AUGUCAAUCAACGGGCUUGUUGUCUUUCUUGCUACUUUGGAACGAAAGAUAGUUGGCCGCUUGUCGAUACCUGAAGCAGACAAGCCACUCCAGCACCGAUCGGUAACGUCAAUCCAAGAGGAAAACCACACAAUGACACUGCACUUGACACCACAACACUUGACACCACAGUUGCAAGUCUCCAACGUGAAGCUUGAUAUUGGUAACCUAUUGGUGCCGACUUACUUCGACGGGCUGAAACAAGUCGAGGAGCAUGUCGAGGAGCACGACGCGGACCAGGUUGAUCAGAACAGGUUAUACAUAGCGGUUGUCCUGAUUCCCUACCAGAAUCUCCGUGCCAUGACUGGUGCCUUCACAACCCCGGCUAUCACGGAGUGCUUCAUCACUCAAGCGCUUGCAGAUUAUCUUCCACAUGCAGAUUUGUGGUUUCAAAUCAAGACAUUCUGCAUGGAAGCUCACAUCCAAAGCUGGCCCGAAGACACAAUCUUGCUCAUCAUCGAGGCGUCUCUUCGUGCUCAAGAUUACGAAGCCUUUGUGCAUGUUGCCAGCAAUGGGCAGAUUGAGUCAUCUCAGAAACUGGUCUCCGCAGUUGAGAAGGCUGUCAUGAUGAGGCCGGGUUGCAUUCAUCAUCCACUGUUAUAG
Messenger RNA from Podospora bellae-mahoneyi, 642 nucleotides. RefSeq lists its product as uncharacterized. The coding region runs from base 1 to 642 and encodes 213 amino acids. The record is from RefSeq and is a predicted model, not a curated record. NCBI's taxonomy places the organism in Eukaryota, Fungi, Ascomycota, Sordariomycetes, Sordariales, Podosporaceae. The transcript is spliced from 3 exons.